This is a messenger RNA of Stegastes partitus (bicolor damselfish), 2252 nucleotides long. It is a transcript of the gene mfap1, whose product is annotated as microfibril associated protein 1. The transcript has 8 exons. The record is from RefSeq and is a predicted model, not a curated record. Bases 121 to 1446 code for a protein of 441 amino acids. Lineage: Eukaryota; Metazoa; Chordata; Actinopteri; Pomacentridae.
GUCCGUUCGCCUUGCUGCGCUAAACUUCCGUUUGACUGGAGCAACGUCGAGCGUAUUUAGUCGAAGUGGGAAAACGCAUUAUUUCUUUCUAUCCAAGUUCGUAUCGUCGACCAGGCAGUCAUGUCUAGUCGGGAAGCCCUCAACAUGAAGCUCCCGCCGAUCCAGUCCACGGCCGGAGCCGUGCCGAUCCGGAACGAGAAAGGUGAGCUCUCCAUGGAGAAGGUGAAGGUGAAGAGGUAUGUGUCAGGUAAACGUCCAGACUACGCACCGAUGGAGUCGUCAGAUGAGGAAGAAGAGGACUUCCAGUUUGUGAAGAAGGGAAAGGAAAUGGAGCCGGAGGUAGAGCUGGAGGAAGAGGAGGUGUCCGACCCACGUCUCAAACGUCUGCUCAACCGUGUCUCUGAGGACGUGGAGGAGAGGCUGGCGAGACACAGGCAGAUCGCAGAGCCUGAAGUUGUUGCUGAGAGCAGCGAGGACUCUGAUGAAGGCACGUGGCACCCGGAGCGUGAGGAGAGCAGCGAAGAGGAAGAGGAGGAAGAAGAAGAAGUGGAUGAUGAGGAAAUUGAGAGGAGACGAUCGAUGAUGCGGCAGCGAGCCAUGGAGAGGAAGAACGAGGAGAUGGAGGUCAUGGAGGUGGAGGAGGAAGGGAAGUCAGGGGAAGAGUCAGAGUCUGAGUCUGAAUAUGAAGAAUACACAGACAGCGAGGACGAAGCAGAGCCGCGACUCAAACCCGUCUUCAUCCGCAAGAAGGACAGAGUCACGGUGGCAGAGCGUGAAGCAGAAGAGCAGAGGCAGAGAGAGCUGGAGGCCGAAGCCAAGAGGCAGGUGGAGGAACGACGGCGCUACACCCUCAAGAUUGUGGAGGAAGAAGCCAAGAAGGAGUUUGAGGAGAACCGGCGCACUCUGGCUGCUCUGGACGCCCUGGACACGGACGGAGAGAACGAGGAGGAAGAAUACGAAGCCUGGAAGGUCAGAGAGCUGAAACGCAUCAAGAGGGACAGAGAGGCCCGAGAAGUCAUGGAGAAGGAGAAGGCUGAAAUCGACAGAUUCCACAACUUGACGGAGGAGGAGCGCAGAGCCGAGCUCCGCAACAGCGGCAAGGUCGUCACCAACAAAGCCUCCAAAGGCAAAUACAAGUUCCUCCAGAAGUACUACCACAGAGGAGCCUUCUUCAUGGAUGAAGAGGAGGACGUGUACAAGAGAGACUUCAGCGCUCCGACUCUGGAGGAUCACUUCAACAAAACCAUCUUGCCCAAAGUCAUGCAGGUCAAAAACUUUGGUCGGUCUGGACGCACCAAAUACACCCACCUGGUGGACCAGGACACCACGUCGUUCGACUCGGCCUGGGCCCAGGAGAGCGCUCAGAACAGCAAGUUCUUCAAGCAGAAGGCAGCGGGCGUGAGGGACGUGUUCGACAGACCCACGGUGAAGAAGAGGAAGACUUAAGAUGGACACGAAAAGACAUGGCUAGUGCAGCUGCAGAGACUGAUCUGCAUCCUGGAGAGUCCAGGGAUGCUAACUCUCUAUUCCAUGGAAGGAAAUCAGCAGAUUGACUGAUUUUACCACUUUGAUGAACUGUUCAAUCACCAGGAAGCUGCAGCGUCAGUGUUGGCAACUCAAAGCCUACUUACAGGGAGUUUCUCUGAAGUGGGGCGUCUGAGGUACCCAGUGUUGGUCACAGGAGGUCAGCAAGCAAGCAGUAAAAUGCUGUGAUGUAUUUAAACCACAUUAAAGAAAAUCAGUACGUCUGAGUGCAUUCUAUAGUUGAAAUAUUUUCACUGCUUUACCUCAGAAAGCUCUUCCCUUUCACACAUUUUCAGCUGUGGAACUUGCACAUAAGCACCCUGCAUUACAUGGCACAAGUGUACUUGUGCAUAGUAAUGUGGUAGUUCUAUGUUGUGACAAAGGAAAGCGCUGUUUGAUCGCAAGAUAGUGAGAAUAUUCUAUAUAUAACAUUGAAACAGACUUUUUAGGUGAUUAAAAUACAUCAGAAGACACCAAGUACUUCAUACAGCCCCACUUCAGAGAAACUCCACUAUUGGUUGACAUGCAGCUGGUCAUGUGGGUUUUUAGCUCAAGAUUUCUAUCCUCAGAAGCUACUAACCUGGAAAACUCCCAGAUUCUCCCUCAAGUUUAAACACAGCGGCUUGUAAAUAAUCAGCUCGUAACGACAUUUAGUACGCAGACUCUCCCUGUUUUGUGAAACUACAGGUGUUGUAACUCGAUUUGUUUGAAUAAAACUUGUAUCUACA